AUGGCAAGCCACGGCGGGGAUGAUAACAGCUUGCCCCGCGUCGAUGAGAACACCGUGAAAGUUGUCCAGAAUGAAGAUGAUCUGGGGCUCAUGGACGUGGAGAUGGACUCGCGCAUGGCAUCACAGGGCUCGACCAAAUUCCUCUUAAUCAAAAUUCCCUUCUUCCGCGACGUCCUCCUUGAGUCAUUCGACUGCCCGCAUUGCGGCUUCAAAAAUAACUCGAUCAAAGCUGCUGGCGAGAUCCAGGAGCAUGGCACUCAGUAUACGUUGGAAAUCCAUGACAAGCGAGACUUCGACCGCCAGGUCGUUAAGGGCGACUCUGCAACCUUCCGCCUCGAUACUCUUGGAAUUGAAAUGCCAGCAGGCCAAGGACAACUUACCAAUAUCGAGGGGAUGUUGACCAAGAUUCAAACUCAGCUCGAAGGCGAGCAGCCACACCGGAAAGCCACCGACCCUGCUUUAUAUCAAGCGCUCGACGAGAUUCUGCAAAAGCUCGCCAAGAUGACCAGCGGCGAAUUGUAUCCCUUCACAGUAACCUUGGAAGACCCCAGUGGGAACUCUUGGAUUUCUCCUGCGCCGUAUGAUGAGGGAAGCAGAUACAAGCGAAAGGAAUACCUACGCACAAAGGAGCAGAACGAAGCACUCGGCAUUGGAAUCGGCGGAGAUGACGAGGAAUCGGGCAUGGUCCAAACUGCUGGAGACCCUGAUGACCUGGACAUCAUCGACGGGAAAGUGUACAGUCUUCCUGCACACUGUCCUGCUUGCUCUAAACCCUGCGUGGUCAACAUGCAGAAGGUAAACAUCCCACACUUCAAGGAAGUUUUCAUCUGGAGCACUGUCUGUGAUCACUGCGGUUACCGUACCAGCGACGUCAAGACAGGAGGGGCUAUCCCAGAAAAAGGGAAGCGGAUCAAACUGCGCGUAGAGUCCGUUGAAGAUCUCUCUCGAGACAUCCUCAAAUCAGAGAGCUGUGUCUUGAGAAGCGAGGACCUUGGUCUCUCCGUCCAGCCUGGCACGCUUGGUGGCAGGUUCACCACCGUGGAGGGACUGCUCACCCAAAUCCGCGACCAGUUACAUGGGCAGAUUUUUGAUUUCGGUGACGAGGACCUCGCACCCGGUGACUCCAUGGUAUCUUCAGAGAAGGAUCGAUGGCAGAAAUUCUUCGCCAAGAUUGAUUCCGCCAUCAAGGGAGAUGAGAAGUUCACUAUCACUCUCGAGGACCCAUGCGCAAACAGCUACGUGCAGAAUCUCUGCCUCCCAGAGCCAGACCCCCAAUUAGAGGAGGAAGAAUAUACCCGUACCGAAGAAGAGGAAGACGAUCUUGGACUCAAGGAUAUGAAGACUGAGGGCUACGAAGAGGAGCACCGGCUGGCUCUAGAAGCUGAGAAGGCCGCUGAGGCCGCUGAGGCUGCUGAGGCCGCGGAAGCAGAAGCCGCAGAAGCCGAGGGCACAGCCUGA
Messenger RNA from Arthroderma uncinatum, 1458 nucleotides. RefSeq lists its product as uncharacterized. The transcript is spliced from 2 exons. Lineage: Eukaryota; Fungi; Ascomycota; Eurotiomycetes; Onygenales; Arthrodermataceae. The record is from RefSeq and is a predicted model, not a curated record. Gene Ontology annotation, molecular function: zinc ion binding. Bases 1 to 1458 code for a protein of 485 amino acids. Gene Ontology annotation, cellular component: cytoplasm; nucleus.